Molecule: messenger RNA, 897 nt
Organism: Insectozyma verbasci
Lineage: Eukaryota; Fungi; Ascomycota; Pichiomycetes; Serinales; Debaryomycetaceae
Source: the annotation of a GenBank genome assembly
AUGAAGUUGUUAAAUACUUUGUUUGCAUUCUUUUGCCUUUCAAUAACAUUAGGUAACAUAAUCAAUACACCAAUAGGUAGUGAAUUAGUUGUUAGAGCUGAUGAUUCGCAAGAUUAUCCCCCAACAUUAGAAGCUUUAGAUGAGUAUUUAAAAGAAUUAGUAGCUGUUGUAACUGGUGUAGAACCUCAAGAUCAAGUUGCAAAUUAUUCAUCAUUAUCAAAAAGAGCUACUGAAAAUCAAGCAUUAACUGCAGCUUUAGUUGCUUUGAACAGAUCAGGACAAGGUGUCCAAAUUGUUCAUGGUUUAGCUACAAAUCCAUUAUCUCAACCAUCAACUAUAGACUUAAUUGAACAAUAUAUUAUAAAUACUGGUUUAACUAAAAUUUUAUCAGCUGCUGAUGGCUCAGAUUUAGCUGUUUCUUUAGUUAUGAGAUUCUUUAUUAACCCAGCUUUAAUUCCAAACUUAUGGAAUAUUUUAGUUACUUUAUGGAAUAAUGGUGUUAUUGGUAUUCCAGGUUUUAGUAAAAGAUUAAUACUUGAUCUUGUCGGUGAUAUUUUAGGUGGUAUUCAACAAUCAAUUGUUCAAUCAGUUUUAACUUUAUUUAAUGCAAUUACUGAUUUAGAAUCUAUCUGUAUCUCAGUUAACAAAUCAGGUAUCGGUGUUUCAAUUGUUGACGAUUUAUUAACAACAAGUGAUGGGCAAACUUUUGUUGUUAGAUUAAUUACUUCAAUUGUAAAUAAUAACGUUAUUACAUUUAGUGGUUUAAUUAGUGCUUUACAAGAUUCAGGGGUUGUUGUUAAUACAUUUACUAAAAUUAUUGCUGACUCAAAUUACAGAAAGAUUAUCUUCAUUUGGGCUGUUCAACAAUUAGUCGCUGUCAUCCAAUACAUCUUCUAG